AUGGUCAAGGACGGUGAAUCCACAGCCUUUCAUCCGACUCUUGGUGUUAGUAACAUUAAGAAUGUCAUUCCUCUAAUUCUUGAUCGUGAAAAAGUCCAAUAUUCCAAUUGGGUUGAGUUAUUUGAGUGUCAUGCUCAUGCUUUUGAUGUUCUUGAUCAUAUUGACCCAAAAACACCACGUCCUAUAGACCUUUUCGACACUAUGUGGAAAAGGCUUGAUUCCGUUGUCAAGAAUUGGAUUUAUGGUACUAUCUCUACUGAUUUGCUAGAAACAAUCUUGUGCAAAGGGGAUACGGCACAACAAGUUUGGGAUAAACUUAAGGAAAUUUUCCAAGAUAACAAAACCACUAGGGCUGUUUAUCUGGAAAAUCAAUUUAAUCAAUUGUAUCUAUCAAAAUUCUCUGACGUCUCUUCUAGCUUAUUGUCGAGAAUUAAAAAAUUUGAAGGAUCAAAUAGCUAA
Molecule: messenger RNA, 459 nt
Organism: Chenopodium quinoa (quinoa)
Lineage: Eukaryota; Viridiplantae; Streptophyta; Magnoliopsida; Caryophyllales; Amaranthaceae
Exons: 1
Coding region: 1-459 (152 amino acids)
Source: RefSeq, a predicted model, not a curated record